Molecule: messenger RNA, 1464 nt
Organism: Cariama cristata (Red-legged seriema)
Lineage: Eukaryota; Metazoa; Chordata; Aves; Cariamiformes; Cariamidae
Product: zinc finger protein 777-like
Exons: 5
Biological process (GO): negative regulation of transcription by RNA polymerase II
Molecular function (GO): DNA-binding transcription repressor activity, RNA polymerase II-specific
Source: RefSeq, a predicted model, not a curated record
UGCGAGAAGACGGCGGUGGAGUUCGGGAACCAGCUGGAGAGCAAGUGGACUGCGCUGGGCACCCUCAUCCAGGAGUACGGGCAGCUCCAGCGGCGCCUGGAGAACAUGGAGAACCUGCUGAAGAACAAGAAUUUCUGGAUCCUGCAGCUGCCCCCCGGGGCUGAGGCCCCGGUGACCUUUGAAAGCAACGCCGCUUACUUUUCUGCUCAAGAGUGGGAGAAUCUGGAGGAGUGGCAGAGGGAGCUGUACAAAAACGUGCUGCGAGGGAAGAAUGAAUCUCUGAUCUCUCUGGAUUAUGCAAUCUCCAAACCCAACCUCCUGUCCCAGCUUCAGAGAGGAGAAGCGCCCUGCGGUGGGGAUGAGGCGGCUUCGAGAGACGUUCCAGCAGAACCAAGUGCAGCAGACUACGGCAUGCCGGAGCCGAGCUUUGCAGGCGUUGUGAAGCAAGAGGAAGCGCCGUGUGCGGAGGAGCGGGAAGCCAUGGAGGACGCAGAGUUUACCGAGCUCAGUGUGGUUCCAGCAGAGGAGGUGGUAACGUUCAAAAUAGAGCAGCUGGACUCUGAGGAUUGUCCCCAAAGCUCAGAGCCCCCCGCAACUUUAUCUGGGGAGUCGGAGGAGCUGCUUUUCCAGGGUCCCAGCGAGGCGCUGCCCUUCGAUAGUCAGUACAGCUCUCCUGUGCAGCCGGGAAACCAGAGCGUGAGUAGGCUGGUGCCGUCCACUCCAGGGGAAGAGGGUCUCCGCGAAAGCAAUGCUGUCACCAUCUAUGGGCAAAACUGUCCCAACAAGAGACCUCACUCGUGUACCGCGUGUGGGAAGGGCUUCUGUCUGAAGAAGAUGCUGACGACUCACCAGGAGAGCCAGAGCACACAGUGCAGCAGUGAGCACGCUGGAGACGAGGGCUUCCUCCAUCGACAGCACCAGCAGACCCAUGUGGAAGACGUGACCGAUGUGGAAGAUGUGACUGACGUGGAAGACGUGACCCAUGUGGAGGACGUGACCCAAGUGGCCACAGAGAGGUUCAAGCAGAAGCAGAAUGCCAAAGCCCACGCCAACGUCCCAGCCACGGACAAGGUGUAUGGCAAUCCCAGGUACACGAAAAGCGUCAACAUGAAUGGCAGCGGCAAGCCGAGUCAGAGGAGCCACCCACGGGGGAGACCUUACAAGUGCGACAAGUGUCAGGAGUGCUUCUCCCAAAAGAAAACCCUCAUCAUCCACCGGCGUAUGCACUCGGGCCAGAGCGGAGUGGUCCUUUGGUGCUCGUACUGCGGGAAGACCUUCAGCCACCCCUCCAAUCUGAUCCGGCAUCAGAGGAUCCACACUGGGGAGAGGCCAUACCAAUGCAACGAGUGCCUGAAGCGCUUCACCCAGAAGCAGCACCUCCUCCAGCAUGAGAAGAUCCACCUGCGUGAGAGGAACUGUGGGGUCACGCAGAGCGCAAGGAAGGCACCGCUACACAGCUUCUAG